UCGCUGUCUCCGUCUCGGUUUAGCCGUCCACGUCCUCUUUGUCAUUCUGUAACUGAAUUCAAAUUGAAGAACUCGCCAGUCCGCGCGGAGAGAACGUUUCGACUGAGGAUGACUGUUAUAGACUUGAUCACUAGAGUCGACGCGAUUUGCAAGAAAUAUGACAGAUACGACGUCGAUAAGCACAAGGACGUUAACAUCAACACCGAUGAUCCUUUCGCUCGCCUCUACAGCGUCUUUGAGGGUGAAGUUGACGCUGUUCUCCAGAAAUCGGAAGCGGCGGCGGUAGAGAAAAAUAGGGCGACGGCUGUUGCUAUGAAUGCGGAGAUUCGAAGAACCAAGGCUCGACUGCUCGAGGAAUGGCCUAAAUUGCAGAGACUUGCUUUCAAAAAGGUUAAGGGGCUUUCGAAGGAAGAGCAUGAGGCUCGAGGUGAUUUAGUUUCUGUCCUGAAAGACAAGAUAGAAGCAAUACCAGAUGGAAGUACAACAGCAGCUACACAAACUGGCGGUUGGGCACCUUCAUCCUCAUAUGCAGGAAUCAAAAUUGACUCAACUUAUGAUGGGAAAUUUGACAAUGAGUAUUUUCAAGCAACUGAAGAGUCUGAUCGGUUUAAGCAAGAGUAUGAAAUGCGAAGAAUAAAACAGGAUCAAGGUUUGGAUGCUAUCGCAGAAGGGUUGGAUACUUUGAAAAACAUGGCCCGUGACAUGGAUGAGGAAUUGGAUAGACAAGUGCCACUGAUGGACGAGAUAGAUGAGAAGGUUGACCGGGCAACCUCUGACCUGAAAACUACUAAUGUGAGGCUCAAGGACACUGUGAACCAGCUGAGGUCGAGUCGCAACUUCUGCAUUGAUAUCAUCCUCUUGUGUGUAAUUUUGGGUAUUGCUGCCUAUUUAUACAAUGUGUUGAAGUGAAUCUCUUUUUCAGCAACUGCGAAGUCUUGUGCACACUUUUUAGUUUUUACUUCAGUGGCAUACUAUGUUUUACUCCUAUAGAGUGGUUAAUCAUGGGGACUUCUCCUCGUAUAGAUAUUUGUGGCUUGAGAGUUUCAUUUGUAUGUUAUAGACAAAUAGUCCCUCGCUCUAUAUUUGCAGUUGCAUUGGUUUUAGUUUGAGUUGGUUAACUAACACCAUAAAACAGCAUUUGUAUC
This is a messenger RNA of Tripterygium wilfordii, 1145 nucleotides long. Its product is annotated as syntaxin-71-like. Gene Ontology annotation, molecular function: SNAP receptor activity; SNARE binding. Gene Ontology annotation, biological process: intracellular protein transport; vesicle fusion. The coding region runs from base 109 to 909 and encodes 266 amino acids. The transcript is spliced from 9 exons. NCBI's taxonomy places the organism in Eukaryota, Viridiplantae, Streptophyta, Magnoliopsida, Celastrales, Celastraceae. Gene Ontology annotation, cellular component: membrane; SNARE complex; endomembrane system. The record is from RefSeq and is a predicted model, not a curated record.